CGCUUUCCAUAUAGUAUACUGCUUUUUAAGUCUGUUUCUUUUCAUAUACAGCAAAAUUUAAACAAGUGAAUAUGCCGCGGUGUAUAUCUGUUGGUUGUACGUCGGGUUACAACUCGAACACGGAAAAAGUCCAUUUUUUUCGUGUUCCCAAAAACGAAACUAGUAUAGAAUUAUGGAAAAAGGCCUUACGUCGAAAAAAUUUUAAGGUUAAACACGGCCAAACUGUUUGUGAGAAACAUUUUACAACGAACGACAUUCUAAAACACCGUGAGAUAUUGGGGCCCGAUGGUUCAAUUCUGGGCAUUAGCUCCUACAAAAUUCCCCGCUUACGAAAAGGGGCAGUGCCAUCAAUAUUUCCUUGGAUUGAAACAGAAUCAUUACGAAAUAUUGAGCAACCUAUCACUGAUGAACGUCAUGAACAACAUGAGGAUGCUCCAUCUCCCGUUGGUGCUUUUUUGAAUAAUGUUGAAGAAAAAUGUUUGGCUGAUCAAUUACAGGGUACUCUGAACAUGCCCCCAGGAUGGAUGAAUCAAAGUAUUCAAUGUGGAGAAACCAUUUUAACUCACUUAUAUCUUCAGAAAUGCAAGAGAGUCAAUACUUUUUUUAAAGUAUCGAAUUUAAAAGAAGUAUUUGUUACAUCCGAUGGUUCACUUCAAAUCAAUGUCGCAGGGCACACUUUGGAUCCUUCGCAAUGUACCUUCAGUUUGAAAAUAUCUACCAGAGAUGAACUUGAAGAUGUUCUGUUGACAAUUAAUAAUCUGAACAUUUGUCAAGGUUUCUCAUUGGCACCUGACGUCCCGUCGACUACUUGCCAUUCAAUUAACAGAGAUGAUGAUGGUUGUUUACGCAGUGUCAAGUGCGCAUUAUUAUUAUCAAACUCUAAAGUUUGUCAGUUUUGCACUGAAACGAGAAACAAAAUCGUAAGAAGAUUGCGGAGAUGCAAAAAGCCCAAAUAUACUCAACGAUUACGAUUAAUUCUGUCACCGAAAAAAAGAAGCCAAAUACAGCACUUACAGUCCAAAUAUAAAUCAGCUGUAAGAGCUAAAAACAGAGCUGUGAGUGUACGGGAGCAGCUAAAAUCGGAUUUGAACGAGUGUAAAAAAAAAACUGAGUGAAAACUGCGAAGACACUCUGCAGAAACAUAUGGAAACCGGUUCUAUUUCAAAAAAUCAAAUGAAUCAAGAAACAAACAAAAAACAACCAGAUGAAGA
Venturia canescens is the source of this 1211-nucleotide messenger RNA. RefSeq lists its product as uncharacterized. Lineage: Eukaryota; Metazoa; Arthropoda; Insecta; Hymenoptera; Ichneumonidae. The record is from RefSeq and is a predicted model, not a curated record. Bases 72 to 1115 code for a protein of 347 amino acids. The transcript has 2 exons.